Molecule: messenger RNA, 1299 nt
Organism: Chara braunii
Lineage: Eukaryota; Viridiplantae; Streptophyta; Charophyceae; Charales; Characeae
Source: the annotation of a GenBank genome assembly
CUAGUUGUCACCACCAACCCCAACAUUGUGUUGUCGUCAUUAUCUGCUUCACCGCCGUUCUGAUCGCUGUCCUCCUCGCACAUCGGUAGGUCGAUGGAGGGACGAAGUUUCACAUCCGAACUAUACGGCGAUCUGGGUGCAUCAAUGUACGUGGCCGGGGCUGGAGAUGUUCCGCGGCAUGAUCACACGUGCGGGGCAGGACAUUCGCCGAUGACGUGGCCUGUCAUGGCAGCCCAUGGUUUCGUGAGUCACCAUUCCGAGCAGGCGGAUAGAGACAGAGUGCAUAUCAUGACUUUCGCGGACAUGGGCAUACAGGCUUCGUCAUGCGCUGGGCGAGGAGGUUUCAUGCGUCGAGAAAGGUACAUGCAGGCUACACCGGGGACAACAAGCAACAACGAAAGGCCGAUCCAAUCCUACCAGUGGUGGGGAGGCACAUCAGUGGACAAUGUUGAUGUUUGGGGUGGUGCCGCAGAGUACGAACACGUAGCACCCGCGCAGCGAAUGAGUGUCAUACCUCCGGUGCACCCAACACCUGCUCAUCGGGCAAUCGCAAGGGGGCAGACAGCCGUGUCUGAUCAUGCUGUGUGGCCGCAACAUGUAGCAGUGGGGGUGUCUGGGGGCGUACGACACUUUGCGGUUCCAGUUGUCGCAUGUCUGACUGUGAUUGCUGCCCGACAAUCGCCGACACGUCAGCAAGGACCCCAAAGGUCAAUGGUGGGUGACAAGCAAGGGAUAGGAGUGGCUUUUGUGAUACGGGAAUUCGGGCCUUCGACGGGGAUGAGGGAAGGUAGACCGGUGGGAAGUGGCAAUGGCAUGAGGGACAUGGCCAGUGAGUGUUCAUCGGGCAUGGCGGGUGAAAGUUUGGAUGGUGUGGGUGGAGGGCUGGCGGUAGGAGUGGAGGGGGAGAAGUCCGGACCGACCGCUGAUUCGUCGACGAACCCGGGUGGAGGUCGACAUGGUAGGAACACCACAAGCUCUGCAUGUGGAAGCCGAAAGAAACGGAGAAAGUCUUCAACCCAGGCGAAGAAGAACAAUCUGUGGACUUUGGACGAGCGAAUAGCCCCUGUGAAGAUCAGCGUCGAGGAUGACGCCCUCAUGGCUGAUGCGAAGCGAAGCUCAACAACACAUGACAAGGACAAGGAGGUAUGAGUGGAUAGCGGCGCGCCUUGCGGACAAGGGGUAUUAGACGACAGGGGAGGAUUGUCAGAAGAAGUGGGAAGAGUUUCAGAAGAAGGUUAGGGAGAUUCGUGAUGCCUGCAGCGGCUCCGACAAACAGGGGUACUACGACAUCACCACGGA